This is a messenger RNA of Soboliphyme baturini, 735 nucleotides long. Lineage: Eukaryota; Metazoa; Nematoda; Enoplea; Dioctophymatida; Soboliphymatidae. The record is from the annotation of a GenBank genome assembly.
AUGGAAAAACCUGAACCGCCCGUUCGAAAGUCAUUUUUUGCUGGCGAUAGCGUCGAGAUACGUGUGACGAAAGGCAUAUCAUUGCGCAAAGGGGAUCUACUGUUCUGGGGCAUGCCGGUGAACAACGCGACCGAUGCCAGGAACGUGUCGUUCACUGACGCCGUGACAGCCAGCAGUGGCAACGGUCUGCAGAUCUUCCAUGUGUCGCUGUUGUUAAGCCCGAAGUACAUGGUUCACGCGACGUCGAUAUCCGGCGUCGUUCAGGAGGAGGUGUCCGUCUACUCUAAACGACUACUAAAGGAUCGACCGUUGUAUGAGGUUGUCGCCAUGGCCGUCACCAACUUCCCAGACCAUGUCAAGGACAUAGCCGCUGACUACUGCCUCAACCAGCUGGGCGCCUCAUAUAAUGAUGUCUUCUCGGAGAGGUGCGUCGACUCGCGCGGCACCAAAGCGUUCUACUGUUGCCAGCUGGUACGCAAGGCGUACGAGUACGCCGCCGGUCGUCCGGUGUUCCCGGUGCAGCAGCUGAAUUUUAAUGACACAACCGGCACCCUGCUUCCUUACUGGGUCGAUUACUUUGCUCAACGUAACAGAAUGGUGCCUGUCGAUGAAUACGGAUCUCAUCCAGCUCGACUGCUCAAGUCUGAUCGCCUCACACAGGCGAUGUGGUGCACGCUGAGGUCGGGUGCCAUCGGCCAGUUCGCCAAUGCCCUUUCGUCAAACUUCGUCGUCUGA